AUGCUUUCUAUGCCGCCUGCCUUUGCGUGUGGGCUGGAUGCGAAGGUUUCUUUGCGCGAUCUAUUUCAUCUUCGCCGGGCACUUCCUGGUUGCGGAUGCAGUCUUGCCCGAGCUGCUGAACUUCGAGCCUUUUCAUUCCUCUCCUCGGUCGGGAGCCUGGCCUCUUUGGACUUUUUCUCGACAGUGGGGAACCACGUUCCGCUUGCUGGGCCUGUUGCAGCUGGCUUCAGCUUUGUGUCUGCUGCAGACUUGUUUGCGCCUCGCUUCCUUCGACCUUGCGCGCUCUCGCGUUCUGCUCAUGGUGCUCCGCAUAUGAGAGACGUUAUGACGAUGACCUCCGCUGACCGCCGCACUUGUUGGCUGGCAGGCCCGCUGCAAAUACUGAGUAAAUACUGUUCUCAACCGUACUUGUCGUGCGCCUCCGCCACCAGGAGUCGCUGCCCGGCACGUCGAGCGCAGAUUGGAGUACGACCUCCAAGAGCGCCUCAUGCAGCUUGGCAUCGCCGAGGCAAGAGCUGUGAACUCCGUCUUCUACCUCCGGCACCUCCUCCUGCUGCCUCCGCUUCGAUGGGGGCAAAAAAAGGCGUGGCCGUCAUGUGUCCUUUUUUCCUCGUUGCUGGUGCCCUGCACGUCGAGGACCCGCUAGACCUCUACGUUCUCAAUGACCCUUUGGGCGUACGUGGUCGUCUUGGACUCUUCUAUGCUCGUCCUAUGUUCAAGCGGGCUGCAGAAGUGGAGCAGGCUGCAGCUUCCAUCACGACGGCACGCUUCGGUCUGGAAACUAACAUUGCAGGCGUGUUCAAGGCCGUCAUGAAAGCGCACGACCCAGUGCACUCGGCGUCGCCAGCACAUUUCGAGCAGUUCAAGGGCUACAGCUUUCGCAUUUACGGCCUGAGCGAUGAAGCCAAGCAAGCUUUCCACGGCGUCUUUGACGAGCACACUAAAGCACAUGAGAAGGCGCAUCUUGUUGACAUGGGGAAGGCCAAGUUCCACUCCAAGGCGAAGACCAAGUUUCUGCGGCAUAGCCUUGUAGUUCACAUCUGCGAGCAAGCGCGACUAGGAUCCACACCUCAGGCUUGGGCAGGCGAGCUGCCGCUCGCCGCGCUGCGCUUUGGCCAGCUUCUAUCCUGA
This is a messenger RNA of Symbiodinium necroappetens, 1131 nucleotides long. NCBI's taxonomy places the organism in Eukaryota, Dinophyceae, Suessiales, Symbiodiniaceae. The record is from the annotation of a GenBank genome assembly.